Messenger RNA from Sorex fumeus (smoky shrew), 2324 nucleotides. RefSeq names its product cyclin L2 (gene CCNL2). The coding region runs from base 82 to 1665 and encodes 527 amino acids. Gene Ontology annotation, biological process: regulation of transcription by RNA polymerase II. The transcript is spliced from 11 exons. The record is from RefSeq and is a predicted model, not a curated record. Gene Ontology annotation, molecular function: cyclin-dependent protein serine/threonine kinase regulator activity. NCBI's taxonomy places the organism in Eukaryota, Metazoa, Chordata, Mammalia, Eulipotyphla, Soricidae. Gene Ontology annotation, cellular component: nucleus.
CGGGGCGGGGCGCGCCGGGCGUCAGGCGUCUCGCGGAGCCGCCCUGCCGGGAAGGAGCCGAGAGAGACUCGGCGGCACAAAAUGGCGGCGGCAGCGGCGGCUGGGGCGGCCGGGGCGGGCGCUCCGGGCUCCGCUCUCCCCGCGGCGACGGCCGCGGCUCCGGCCUCGGGCAGCGCAGCGCCGGGCUCGCAGGGGGUGCUCAUCGGGGACCGGCUGUACUCCGGAGUGCUCAUCACCUUAGAGAACUGCCUCCUGCCCGACGACAAGCUGCGCUUCACGCCGUCCAUGUCGAGCGGCCUCGACACCGACACCGAGACCGACCUCCGCGUGGUGGGCUGCGAGCUCAUCCAGGCGGCGGGCAUCCUGCUGCGUCUGCCGCAGGUGGCGAUGGCGACCGGACAGGUGCUGUUCCAGCGCUUCUUCUACACCAAGUCCUUCGUGAAGCAUUCCAUGGAGCACGUGUCGAUGGCCUGCGUUCACCUGGCCUCCAAGAUCGAAGAGGCGCCCAGACGUAUCCGGGACGUGAUCAACGUCUUCCACCGCCUCCGACAUCUGCGAGAGAAAAGGAAACCGGUGCCUCUGCUGCUAGAUCAAGACUAUGUUAACCUAAAGAACCAGAUCAUCAAGGCCGAGAGACGAGUUCUCAAAGAAUUGGGCUUCUGUGUCCACGUGAAGCACCCUCACAAGAUAAUCGUUAUGUACCUUCAGGUGUUAGAGUGUGAGCGUAAUCAACACCUGGUCCAGACGUCAUGGAAUUACAUGAAUGACAGCCUUCGCACCGACGUCUUUGUGAGGUUCCAGCCUGAGAGCAUUGCCUGUGCCUGCAUCUACCUGGCGGCACGCACCCUGGAGAUCCCUUUGCCCAAUCGUCCCCAUUGGUUUCUUCUGUUUGGAGCAACUGAAGAAGAAAUUCAGGAAAUCUGCAUAAAAAUUCUGCAGCUUUAUACUCGAAAAAAGGUUGAUCUGGCGCUCCUGGAAGGUGAAGUUGAGAAGAGAAAGCAUGCCAUCGAGGAGGCCAAGGCUCAAGCUAAGGGCCUGCUGCCUGCUGGCACACAGCUUCCAGACCACACAGCGGGCUUCUCCCCUGCCCCCAAGCUGGCGGAAUCACCCAAAGAGGGCAAAGGGAGCAAAGCAUCCCCGCUCUCGGCGAAGAGUACCAAGAGGAAAGCAGAGGGUGCCAAGAGAGCCAAGGGCGACAGCCCAGUGAAUGGCUUGCCCAAGGGCCGCGGGAGCCGGAGUCGCAGCCGGAGUCGCGAGCAGAGCUAUUCCAGGUCCCCGUCGCGAUCCGCUUCUCCAAAGAGGAGGAAAAGUGAGAGUGGCUCCACAUCUGGCGGAUCCAAGUCACAGAGCCGCUCACGGAGCCGCAGUGACUCCCCGCCAAGGCAGGCACACCGGGGUGCCCCCUACAAGGCCUCCAAAGUGCGGAGCUAUCGCAAGGCCAAGGACUGCAAGUGCCCCCCACAGAAGCCCCCCACCUCUCGGAGCCGGAGCUCCUCACGCUCCAGAAGCCACUCCAGGGAACGGCCUGACCAUCCGGGGAAGUACAAGAAGAAAAGUCAUUACUACAGAGAGCAGCGGCGGGAACGUGAGCGCUCCCGCUCCUACGAGCGGACGGGCCAUCGUUACGAGCGGGACCACCCUGGGCACAGCAGGCAUCGGAGGUGAGGGCAGAGCGCAAGGGGAAGGCAGCCCUUGGUGCGCACUCCAUCGGGACUGGCCUGCCCCCUCCACCCUUGGUGCACACUUCAUCGGGACUGGCCUGGCUUGCGGCCUGCUAUGACUCGUUCUGGCGAUGGUGGCCGGCCCUGGAUCUGACCUUGGGAUGAAUCCGGAAAUGGAAUUGAGAGGCUGGCCUGGGCCCAGGGCCUCCUCAGCUACAGCCCCACAGCGGACAGACCCAUGGUCCUGGCGGGGGCCUUGGUGCUAGCAACAGGCUGUCUCUCUGCUCCUGAACCCACACUCAAUUACGUUGAACCAAGAAAAUGACUUACCUUUGCCUAUAUUAGGUUGUACUUAUGUACAUAUUUUGCAGUGUUUCACAUGAGAAAAUGGCCUUAAUAGCCCCUUAUUCUCUAUUCACGUUGUAAAUAAACAUGUGUUUAAUACAAGUUAAAGCUAUAUAUGAAAACUCAGAACUUGAAUCUUGUCAGCUUAAAACUUGUGUAGAGAAUUCUGAUUUUUAAAAUGUGAAGGUAUUUAGAUCUGUGUUGAAAGUCGUCUAUUUUUAUCUGUGCGACGCUGAGUGCAGGCCACCAGCUCCUAAAUAGAGAAGUUUCCUAUAUAUGCAUUUUAUGUGGUUAAUAAACAAUCCUCUCUGCUCAGGA